Messenger RNA from Kazachstania africana CBS 2517, 681 nucleotides. It is a transcript of the gene RCF2, whose product is annotated as Rcf2p. The transcript has a single exon. Gene Ontology annotation, cellular component: mitochondrial inner membrane. NCBI's taxonomy places the organism in Eukaryota, Fungi, Ascomycota, Saccharomycetes, Saccharomycetales, Saccharomycetaceae. The record is from RefSeq and is a predicted model, not a curated record. Bases 1 to 681 code for a protein of 226 amino acids. Gene Ontology annotation, biological process: mitochondrial respiratory chain complex IV assembly.
AUGAAGAUUUUGACGUCUGACGAAAUCGAACUACAAAAAUAUCAUACCAUAAAGGGUGGGAUAGUAGGUGCCGUUGGUGGACUUGCUGUUUCGGGCUUAAUGUUUAGAUUCCUACCCAGAAGGUAUCCCAAGUUUAAUUUGAAAACUAUGCCGUGGUCAGUAAAGACUGCAUUAUUUAUUAUGCCUCCUACAGUUUUAACUGUCAUUUGUGCGGAAGAAUCAUCAAAUAAAUUCGACGCAAUGAUGUACAGUUCAGAUUACAGGUCAGAUAGAUUAUUGGAAGAACAUAAAGAAUGGGCUCAGAAAUCGAUAAAGGAGAAAAUAAUUUCUUCUCUUUCGAAUAACAAAUAUAAGAUAAUUACGGGGAUUUGGGCGGCUUCAUUAUAUGCAUCUUGGGAGAUUAUCAAUAGAGAUAAAAUUAUGACCACGACGCAAAAAGCUGUCCAGGCUAGAAUGUACGCACAAUUUAUCACUGUUGUACUACUGCUAGCCUCGGUUGCAUUAAGUCAAUACGAAUCAAAGUUACAACCUAAUAAAUUCAAACUAUUAGAACAAAAUAGAUGGGAAAAUGCUCUAAAAGCAGCAGCUGAAGAGGAAGAAGAAAUGCAAAGGCAAAAGACUAGAAGUGCCCUCAACUCCAACGAAGAACGCAAGAAGGCGAAGAUCUUCAAGUACGAUUAG